AAAAUGGAGAUCGGAGAAGAAAAUCCUCGAUGACCAUUGACAUUCAGAAGAGUUGGGAAGUGAGGACUGAUGUGUUCUGGUGGAGAAGGAAAACAAUGGAGCUGUGGAAAAGCGGGUGUAGUGAGUUUGCAGAAAGUUGGAUCUUUGGUUCGAGAUUUGAGCGAGCCUUGUCUUUCACAAUCGCGGAUACAGGUUGUUAUAACUAUCGGCAAAAUGCUUAAGCCAGAGAAGUGGCAAGCGUCUUUUGAUAGCGACGGAAGAGUUUCUGGUUUCCAAAAGGCGCUUAAAUUAAUUAUUUUGGGGGGAAUCGACCCGUCUAUUAGAGCUGAAGUUUGGGAAUUUCUCCUUGGUUGUUAUGCGUUGAGCAGCACCUCUGAGUACCGUAAUCAACUCAGGGUAGCUCGAAGGAAGCGAUAUAAUGAUUUGCUCAAGCAAUGUCAAACGAUGCAUUCAAGUGUGGGAACUGGUUCACUUGCCUAUGUUGUGGGGUCUAAAGUUAUGGAUAUGCGGAAAUCUUAUAGAGAUGAGGCAGUAAAGGUUGCUACUACAGAUGAAAACAGAGAAGAAGCUUAUAUAGAUAAUAAUGAUAAUGCUAAUACUGAAAAUCAUCACAGUGAUUGGAGUAAUAAUGGUACUGAUACAUCUCAUGUACACAGAAGGGGAAGUUCUAGUGAGUCAGUUGAUUUAGUAAGUGGAAGAGAAAGUCCGGAGAGCGUAGUAUACAACACUUCCUCCUUUGUAUCUGCCUCUAGUCCAUAUGGCUUUGCUUCCCCUGACGGUUAUUUCGACUUUCCCUCGCUACCGGUUACAGAUUUGUUUGGGAGGAAUAGUUUAGAUAAGAUUGAGGUUUCUACGCCAGACGAGGAUGCUUCAUUGAAAAGUGAAUUACGAUCUGAGGAUGAGGGAAUGCACAAUUUUCGAAUUGAUAAGAAUGCUGAUUUAAUUAGAGAACAACGUAGGUCCACUCCAGAGAUCGAAGUGAUGCAUCAGGAUUCUGUUGGACCAUCGUCUCAUACUGGUCGCAAUGCAGAAAUAGUUGAUGGUUUGAGAAUAUCAGAUGUCCCUGAAAUGGCAUCAGUAAAGGAGACUCCCUCUCGUGUUGGGAAUGUCACGGAAGAUCGAGUGUCUGAAUGGCUUUGGACUUUGCAUCGAAUAGUUGUUGAUGUGGUAAGGACGGAUAGCCACCUUGAGUUUUAUGAGGAUCCAGGAAAUCUAGGAAGAAUGUCGGAUAUCCUUGCGGUUUAUGCUUGGGUUGAUCCUGCAACUGGUUAUUGCCAAGGAAUGAGUGAUUUAGUCUCUCCUUUCGUGGUUCUAUUUGAAGAUAAUGCUGAUGCCUUUUGGUGCUUUGAAAUGCUUAUAAGAAGAACGCGUGCGAAUUUCCAAAUGGAGGGACCAACUGGGGUGAUGGAUCAAUUGCAAUCACUGUGGCACAUAUUGCAGAUAACAGAUAAAGAUAUAUUUUCCCACUUAUCGCGAAUUGGGGCUGAAAGUCUUCAUUUUGCCUUCCGGAUGCUCUUAGUUCUGUUCCGACGGGAAUUGUCUUUUAACGAAGCUCUCAGGAUGUGGGAGAUGAUGUGGGCAGCUGAUUAUGAUGAAUCUGUUGCUGAAACUUUGGAGAAUGAUUGCUUGGAGCCUUUGGUGAUUCAGCUUACAAGAAAAUCUGAACCUGAGAGUGGUCCGUUGCCAAAGACUGCUGGUCCUUUCUCUGAUGAGAGUGAGAUAAAGGCAGCAUCAUCCUCAUAUCACUUUUGUGGUUUGACAAGAAGUCUUUGGUCAAGGAAUGAUAGAACAACACAUGUCCCUUGUGUAGUUUCAUCCAUAAAAAAAGGGGAUGAUGCUCUUCCUGUCUUUUGUGUGGCGGCGAUUUUAAUCAUGAAUCGACAUAAGAUCAUGAAAGAAACUCGCUCGAUCGAUGACAUGAUACAGAUCUUCAAUGAUAAGGUUCUUGUAUUCCGCGUGAGAAGAUGCAUACGCACAGCCAUGAAACUUCGUAGAAAAUACAUGUACAAGAGUCAGGUAAUCAAGACCAAGAGCCACACUCAGUCUCAGAAUCUCAACCAGGUUCAAAUCCUGCAUCAAACCCAUAUGGAGAGCCAGAGGCCGGAGGAGAUUCAGAGCCAUGGUGAGAACCAGAGCCAAACACCAAGUUUACAUCAUAGUCCUGCCACUCAGAAUGGUGACUAGGCAGAAUUCCACCUAUAACAGGUCAAAAUAUAAAACAAAAAGAAAAAGAAAUAGAAGCUCACACAAGUAGGUCAUCUUUAGUUACGGAUUACGAGGAAGGGGUUUAUGUUUGAAGAUUCAUGCUUUGAUCUGUGUCUACAACAUGUUUGGCAACUUUUUUGAGCUAGCAGGAAGGAACUAGCGAGAGAUUUUGAAGCUUGUGAAAUUCAAUCACUUGGUACUUCACAAACUGUGAGUCUAAGACUCAUAACCAAAGAGGUUAGACAAAUAAAAUCUCCUUUCUCUU
Molecule: messenger RNA, 2470 nt
Organism: Arabidopsis arenosa
Lineage: Eukaryota; Viridiplantae; Streptophyta; Magnoliopsida; Brassicales; Brassicaceae
Source: the annotation of a GenBank genome assembly